AUGGAUGUCUCCUCUCCCUAUUUCAGCUACGGCGACUGCGCUCGGUACCCCUGGAACGCCAGCAGCUCCGACUCCGAGUUCUACAGCCAGUCCUCCCCGGACGCCCCCUCCCCGGCCUGCUCCGCCGACCUCAGCCUGCCGCCAUCCCCCCAAGCCUGGGGUCCCGGGCCGGGCGCUCGGUCCACGCCCCAGGGGGCCCCCCGGCCCUCCGUCUCCCCAUCGUCGGGCGAGGAGGGCGCCCCCGCCGGCAGGGGCAAGAGGAGGGGGCGCAGGGCGAAGAACCCCAGCAAGCAGCGUCAGAGCGCCAGCGAGAAGGAGAAGCUGAGGAUGAGGGACCUGACCAAGGCCCUGCACCACCUGCGCACCUUCCUCCCGCCCUCCGUGGCCCCCGCGGGCCAGACGCUCACCAAGAUCGAGACCCUGCGCCUGGCCAUCCGCUACAUCGCCCACCUGUCCGACCAGCUGGGGCUCGGGGAGCAGGCCCCGUCCCGCAGGGGCGACCCCUCCGCCUGCGGGGGCCGAACCGAGGACCCGGCGGGGUUCUGCCAGCGCGGCUCCGCCCCGGGAUUUUGGGGGCACCCCGAGCAGGGGCAGGGACGGGGACAGGGCGCGGGAGGGUAUCAGCGCACCCCCAUGCCCGCGUGCCCCGCACAGAACCCCGGAGCACAACGUAGCCGAUUCGCCGCCGCGCUGGAGGUGUCUCUUCAGGAUGAGCUCCUAAACUCCAGCCUGGACUCUCUACUGCAGUCACCAUCGUGCACAGAGACGGCACCGUCCUAUCAGAUGUACAGCAGGGACCUGUCCUCUCAGAUCAUCCCUCAAGAGUUCUGGGUUUGA
Molecule: messenger RNA, 837 nt
Organism: Anguilla anguilla (European eel)
Lineage: Eukaryota; Metazoa; Chordata; Actinopteri; Anguilliformes; Anguillidae
Product: mesoderm posterior protein 1-like
Exons: 2
Coding region: 1-837 (278 amino acids)
Biological process (GO): regulation of transcription by RNA polymerase II; mesoderm formation; somite rostral/caudal axis specification
Cellular component (GO): nucleus
Molecular function (GO): protein dimerization activity; DNA-binding transcription factor activity, RNA polymerase II-specific; RNA polymerase II cis-regulatory region sequence-specific DNA binding
Source: RefSeq, a predicted model, not a curated record